Molecule: messenger RNA, 964 nt
Organism: Vigna angularis (adzuki bean)
Lineage: Eukaryota; Viridiplantae; Streptophyta; Magnoliopsida; Fabales; Fabaceae
Product: cytochrome b561 domain-containing protein At4g18260
Exons: 4
Coding region: 1-756 (251 amino acids)
Molecular function (GO): transmembrane monodehydroascorbate reductase activity
Source: RefSeq, a predicted model, not a curated record
AUGGGAGUUCAGCAAAAGCUCAUUUCUUUCUUCUUUCAUGCUUCUCUUGUAUUCAUCAUGUUUCCCCUUGUUGGUUCAUCCCAAGAGCACCAGAAAAUUACAAGCAGCCCUUCAAGAACCAAAGAUAAUAACCACAUUCAGAUGAGUCCAAGACUUCAGUUUGAGAUUACACUACAUGGCUUUCUCCUGUGGGCUUCAAUGGGGUUCUUGAUGCCUGUAGGUAUACUUGCAAUUAGAUUAUCAAACAAAGAGGAGAAUUCAAGAAGGCAUAGAAUUGUGUUCUAUGUUCAUUCAAUUUUACAGCAGAUGAUUGCGGUGCUGCUUGCCACAGUUGGAGCAAUCAUGUCCAUAAAAAAUUUCAACAACCACUUCAACAAUAGUCAUCAAAGAUUAGGAGUUGCACUAUAUGGCAUUAUCUGGCUCCAAGUUUUACUUGGUCUUUUUCGACCACAAAGAGGAUCCAAAAGAAGUGUUUGGUUCUUUGCACACUGGAUACUUGGAACUGCAGUCACAUUCCUGGGUGUCCUGAAUGUAUAUCUUGGAUUAGAAGCCUACCACCAAAAAACAUCAAAAGGCAUAAAAAUUUGGAAAAUACUUUUCACUGUUGAGAUAACUUUGGUUGUGUUUUUCUACCUUUUUCAAGAAAAAUGGGUCUAUAUACAAAAUCAAGGAGUGGUUUUGGGCAAUGAAAUGAUGACUUCUAUUUGUCAAGAAAUUGGACCUAAUGAAAAGGAUGAGAAGGUAUUGAACACCUGAUGAGGAAGAAGAAUCAAUGCAUCACCAUAAUUGACCCUGACUUCUACGUAGAAUACAAGUGUUUAAAGCAUAUAGAGUACUGGUGAAUUUGAAUUCAAAGAUUGUAAAUUACUUGGCUUAUAUGAUUUCUAUGUCUGGCUAAGAUGCAAUUUCAAGAACACAGAAUAUCAUUUCAUGGAGAACAAAUAUAUUCAUAAUUGAUUUUUAC